GCUCUACUGGGCUGAUCUGCCAACCGCCAGCGCGUGAGGAGCCGCGACUGCUGUCCUGACUGUGGUAUUAAUAAUAUAUAGUAUUAAAGAUAUAUUAUUAUUAUCCCAGUCGCAGUGUUGCACGCAUUUAAGAACUAUUGCUGGUUGCAAUACAAGGGACACUGGAAUUUAGCCCCUAAAUCUUUGGUCGACAGUCAAUCCUUCUCGGUUCGCUAAAUCUCUGACCCUUUGUGACGACAUCAUGCUGACCCGCCUGUUCCGCAUGCAUGGCAUGUUCGUGGCCUCGCACCCCUGGGAGGUGAUCGUCGGCACGGUUACCCUCACCAUCUGCAUGAUGUCCAUGAACAUGUUCACAGGGAACGAUCAGAUCUGCGGCUGGAACUUUGACUGCCCAAAGACAGAGGAGCAAAUUCUCAGCAGUGACAUCAUCAUCCUCACCAUCACGCGCUGCAUCGCCAUCAUCUACAUUUACUUCCAGUUCCAAAACCUACGACAGCUGGGCUCCAAAUACAUCCUGGGUAUCGCGGGCCUCUUCACCAUAUUCUCCAGCUUUGUGUUCAGCACCGUCGUGAUACACUUCCUCGACAAGGAGCUCACAGGCCUCAACGAAGCGUUGCCAUUCUUCUUGCUCCUCAUCGACCUCUCCAAAGCGUGUGCACUGGCAAAGUUUGCUCUGAGUUCCAACUCUCAGGAUGAGGUGCGGGAUAACAUUGCGCGUGGCAUGGCUGUCCUGGGCCCGGCCUUCACUCUGGAUGCAGUGGUCGAGUGCCUGGUGAUCGGGGUGGGCACCAUGUCAGGGGUUCGGCAGUUGGAAAUCAUGUGCUGCUUCGGGUGCAUGUCUGUCCUGGCCAACUACUUUGUGUUCAUGACCUUCUUCCCUGCAUGCGUUUCCCUGGUGCUGGAGCUGUCCAGAGAGAACCAAGAGGGCCAUCCAAUCUGGCAGCUGAGCCACUUCAACAAGGUGAUGGAGGAGGAGGACAACAAGCCCAACCCCGUCACCCAGAGAGUAAAGAUGAUCAUGUCUCUAGGACUGGUGAUGGUGCACGCUCACAGCCGCUGGAUCGCUGAGCCGUUGAAUAUCCACACCACCAUGGAUGUUGAGGUGGGCAUGAGCUUUGGCCAUGACUCCCCAAGAAGAAUCCACCCUGAGACCCCCCUCUGGCAGUUCUACCUUGCACGGAUGAUCACCAUGGACGUGGAGCAGGUGAUCUGCCUGGGACUGGCCCUCCUGCUGGCCGUCAAGUACAUCUUCUUCGAGCAGGUGGAGAUGGAGUCCACGCUGUCCCUGAAGAACCUCAUGAGCAUGUCUGCCCCGGCGGCUGCCAACCGCCACGCCGCAGAGUCCUGCCACCGGAUGGAGCCUACCGUGCGCCCCACCGCUUCCCCCGCCCAGGACAAUACACAGAAGUUAGCCCCGCUGCCGGUGAUCAAGGAAGAGGAAGACGAGAUGAUUCGACCCCUCCCUGCCCCGAAGGUCCAGCCCCUCCCGGUCCCCCAGGUCCAGCACCAGACCCAGAGCAUCUUCUUCCUGGGGGACGGCAAGGCCGGGGAGGGCUCUCAACCGCAGACUCCCAACGCAGAAGCGAGUGCCCCUUCCUUUCCCAGCGAGCCCCGCCCUCUGGAUGAGUGUUUGGCGAUCCUCAAGAACCCUGAGAUGGGUGCCCCUUUCCUCAGCGACGCGGAGGUGGUGCAGCUGGUCAACUCUAAACACAUCCCCUCCUACAAGCUGGAGGCGCUGAUGGAGCGGCCCGAGAGGGGCGUGGCCAUCCGCAGGCAGAUGAUAUCCGCUAAGCUCCCAGUGCCUGCUGCCCUGUCGUCCCUGCCCUACACAGACUACGACUACUCCAACGUGAUCGGCACCUGCUGUGAGAACGUGAUUGGCUACAUGCCCGUGCCAGUCGGUGUGGCCGGACCACUUCACCUGGACGGAAAGCAGUUCCAGGUCCCCAUGGCAACGACCGAGGGCUGUCUGGUGGCGAGCACCAACCGUGGGUGCCGAGCUAUCGCUUUGGGCGGCGGUGCCAGCAGUCGUAUCCUAGCCGACGGCAUGACCCGGGGUCCCGUGGUCAGGCUGCCCUCGGCGUGCCAGGCCGCCCAGGUCAAAGGCUGGCUGGAGAGUGCAGAGGGGUUUCAAGCCACCAAAGAGGUGUUCGACAGUACCAGCAGGUUUGCCCGUCUCCAGAAGUUGCAGAUCUGUCUGGCCGGGCGGAACCUUUACAUCCGAUUUCAGUCGAGGACCGGGGACGCCAUGGGCAUGAACAUGAUCUCCAAGGGAACCGAGCAGGCUCUGUCUCGUCUCCAGGAGGAGUUCCCUGAAGUGCAGGUUCUAGCGGUCAGUGGAAACUACUGCACCGACAAGAAGCCUGCCGCUAUCAACUGGAUCGAAGGCCGGGGCAAGUCCGCUGUCUGUGAGGCAACCAUCCCUGCUAAGGUAGUCCGAGAGAUUUUGAAGACCACGACUGCAUCCCUCGUGGACGUGAACAUCAACAAGAACCUGGUGGGCUCGGCCAUGGCAGGCAGCAUCGGGGGCUACAACGCACACGCCGCCAAUCUGGUGGCUGCCAUCUACAUCGCCUGUGGACAGGACCCAGCUCAGUCUGUUGGCAGUAGUAACUGCAUCACCCUGAUGGAGCCCUCAGGCCCCAUGGGCGAGGACCUGUACAUCAGCUGCACCAUGCCCUCCAUCGAACUGGGAACCGUGGGAGGCGGGACCAACCUGCCCCCUCAGCAGGCUUGCCUUAAGAUGCUAGGCGUUCAGGGAGCGUGCCAUGAGUGUCCAGGAGACAAUGCCCGGCAGCUGGCCAGAGUGGUGUGUGCGACGGUGCUCGCAGGAGAGCUGUCACUCAUGGCGGCGCUGUCGGCAGGCCACUUGGUGAAGAGCCACAUGACACACAACAGAUCCAAGGUGAACUUGCAGCAGGCCCCCGGGACAUGCACACAGAAUGCCUCUUGAGAAUGUGCCCAAUAUUGUCUUCGCUUGUCCAAGUUGGGUUCGCUCUGGAUUGUUCUUUUUGCAAAUGACGCAGAUGUUUCUACACGAGACCAUCAAGGAAUGUGAUCGCUGAACAUAUUUGAACCUUUUUAAUAUUUAAAAAGGAUUUUAUUGUUAAAAAUGAUUCGCACAACUUUUUGAAAUGAUCGUGUCAACACUGCAAUAUUUGUUACAAAAAAGUGGAUGUUCUGGAACAGUCCCUGACAGUGACCUGAGGAGCUGUCUGCACUUCUUUAUGAGACAUGACAACUCGAAAGAAUGGAAAGAAAGUACAUUAUUUUGUUGUUCUUCAUAUGGUUGGUUUUGCAAAAACACUGCUCUUCUUUGAGUUGAAAAGGAAGGGCUGAUCUGAAGACACCAUUGGCAGUUGUUCUUAUGUGAUAUAUGCUUGCAUAAACUAACUGUUGAAUGGUUUGGCUUUGUCAGUUGUGGAUGAUUGCUGCAGUAAGGUUUCGAUGUACGAAGAGUCACAGGAGUUUUAAUGCAACACAUUUGACUGUGUUCAUUUCAUUAUCACUAAGCUUUUUAAAAAAUAUAUUUUGUAAUAAACACAAGAACUUGACUACAAUUCCUUCACUAAGAUGUUUUCACAAA
Molecule: messenger RNA, 3586 nt
Organism: Gadus chalcogrammus (walleye pollock)
Lineage: Eukaryota; Metazoa; Chordata; Actinopteri; Gadiformes; Gadidae
Product: 3-hydroxy-3-methylglutaryl-coenzyme A reductase-like
Exons: 20
Coding region: 242-2953 (903 amino acids)
Biological process (GO): coenzyme A metabolic process; isoprenoid biosynthetic process; sterol biosynthetic process
Cellular component (GO): endoplasmic reticulum membrane; peroxisomal membrane
Molecular function (GO): protein binding; NADP binding; hydroxymethylglutaryl-CoA reductase (NADPH) activity
Source: RefSeq, a predicted model, not a curated record